Messenger RNA from Oncorhynchus nerka (sockeye salmon), 7438 nucleotides. RefSeq names its product integrin alpha-X-like. The coding region runs from base 1195 to 4581 and encodes 1128 amino acids. NCBI's taxonomy places the organism in Eukaryota, Metazoa, Chordata, Actinopteri, Salmoniformes, Salmonidae. Gene Ontology annotation, cellular component: integrin complex; external side of plasma membrane. The record is from RefSeq and is a predicted model, not a curated record. Gene Ontology annotation, biological process: cell adhesion mediated by integrin; integrin-mediated signaling pathway; cell-cell adhesion. The transcript is spliced from 29 exons. Gene Ontology annotation, molecular function: integrin binding.
UUACAACUCUGAGUCUCUCCGAGUAAGUCUCUAAGAGCUUUGCACACCUGGAAUGUACAAUAUUUGCACAUUAUUAUUUAAAAAUUCUACAAGCUCUGUCAGGUUGGUUAUUGAUCAUUGCUAGACAGCCAUUUUCAAUUCUUGCCAUAGGUUUUCAAGCCGUUUUCAAAUCAAAACUGUAACUAGGCCACUUAGGAACACUCAAUGUCAUUUUGGGGUGGCAGGUAGCUUAAUGGUUAGAGCGUUGGGCUAGUAACCGAAAGGUUGCUAGAAUGAAUCCCCGAGCUGACAAGGUAAAAAUCUGUUCUGCUCCCGAACAAGGCAGUUAAAGCACUGUUCAUAGGCUGUCAUUGUAAAUAAGAAUUUGUUCUUAACUGACUUGCCUAGUUUUAAAAAAGCAACUCCAGUGUAUAUCUGACCUUGUGCUUUAGGUUAUUGUCCUGUAGAAAGGUGAAUUAGUCUCCCACUGUCUGUUGAAAAGCAGACUAACCCACAUGUUCUUCUAGGAUUUUUUUUGCCUGUGCUUAGCUCUAUUCCAUUUCUUAUUAUCCUUAAAACUCCCUAGUCCUUGCCAAUGACAAGCACAUCCAUAACAUGAUGCAGCCACCACCAUGCUUGAAAAUAUGAAGAGUGGUACUCAGUGAUGUGCUGUGUUGGAUUUACCCCAAACAUAACGCUUUGUAUUUAGGACUAAGUUAAUUUCUCUGCCACAUUUUUUGCAGUUUUACAUUAGUGCCUUAUUGCAAACAGGAUGCAUGUUUUGGAAUAUUUUUUUUAUUCUGUACAGGCUUCCUUCUUUUCACUGUCAUUUAGGUUAUUAUUGUGGAGUAAUCACAAUGUUGUUGAUCCAUCCUCAGUUUUCUCCUGUCACAGCCAUUAAACUCUGUAACUGUUUUAAAGUCACCAUUGGCCUCAUGUUGAAAUCACUGAGCGGUUUCCUUCCUCUCCGGCAACUGAGUUAAGGAGGACGCCUGUAUCUUUGUAGUGACUAGGUGUAUUAAUACACCAUCCAAAGUGUAAUGAAUAACUUCACCAUGCUCAAAGGGAUAUUCAAUGUCUACUUUAUAAAUAGAUGCUCUUCUUUACGAGGCAUUGGAAAACCUCCCUGCUUUUUGUUUGUUUAAUCUGUGGUUGAAAUUCCCUGCAUAGUCAUGGCACACUUUGUGUAAGAGCUAUUGAAGAUUGAAAGCCCCCAUGGCACUUCAAUGGGGCAGAAGUCAGUGUGUUAUUGUGAUUCUGGUUGGCCAGAUUGCUAGCAAGAAUGAGAAGAAACUGCCAUGUGGGGAAUUUGUGUUGGUCACCGCUCCUUUUCAAGACAAUGGGACAGGAGUGGUUUACAGAUGUUCUUAUGACAGUGGCACUUGUAAAGCUCUACCUGUACAAGUGGAGCCAGGAGUUUCAUUAGGAUUGUCACUAGCUUGUAAUGCUGACAGAGCUAUGGUGUGUGGACCACGUCAGAUCCAUGGCUGUGAUACUCUAAACUACCUCCAAGGACUUUGUGUUGAGCUGGGGCCACAGCUUACGGUCUCACAAACACUGAAGCCUGCCUUUCAAGAGUGCCGUGAGUUUGGCUUGGAUGCAGUGAUUCUGUUUGACGGAUCUCGGAGUAUCAUAACCAGAGACUUUGUCACCAUGAUCGACUUCAUCAAAAACAUUAUUCGGAUGUUCACUGCCCCCCGUGCACAGGUGGCAGUUGCUCAGUAUUCGACAGACACCAGUGCUGUCUUCCACUUUGAGGACUUUGUGUCUGACCCUAACCCUGACAACCUGAUGCGAUUCGUGGACCAUUUCCAGGAGGCGACAUACACCCCAUCAGCCAUCCGCUAUGUUCUAGAAGAGAUGAUGACAGAAGAACGGGGGAUGAGGAAACAUUCCAGGAAGCUGUUGGUUGUGAUAACAGACGGCAAAUCUAACGACCCUAAAGAGACCUUUAACUCUGUCAUACCAUUGGCCGAGAUGAAGGACGUCAUCAGAUUUGCCAUUGGGGUUGGGAAGCAAUUCUCUAGACAAGAGCUUGAGCAGAUUGCAUCUUUCCCAAACUUUGUAUUUGAGACCAACAGUUUUGAUGCUCUGAAAUCCAUUCAGAAUGAGCUUAGGGAGAAGAUCUUUGCAAUUGAAGGAACUAACUCCACCAACUCCAGUUCAUUUGAACAGGAACUGUCCCAGGGAGGCUUUAGUACCACUCUCUCUGGGGGUGUGUCUCUGUUUGGGGCAGUAGGGUCAUACUCAUGGUCUGGGGGCAUUGUGGAGGCAGCCAGAGGGGUGAAUGCCACGUUCAUCAAUGCCUCUGCACUGGAGACAGACAUGCAGAACUCCUAUCUGGGCUAUUCAGUGGCAGUGGCAGAGACAGUGAAUGGCAGUAUAUAUUUUGCUGGAGCUCCCAGGUUCAACCACACUGGGCUGGUCCUGGUCUUCCAGAGGGAUCCUCUCCAACAGGAGUGGACUGUCACCCACAGGAUACUUGGGUCUCAGCUUGGUUCCUACUUCGGGGCAGAGCUGUGUGUGUUAGAGAGCCAUGCUGGGCCAGGGGAGGGCCGUGCUGAGCUGCUGGUUGUUGGGGCUCCUUGGUAUCACGCCCAGGGUGUUGGGGGAGAGGUCCACGUCUGUACCCUGGAGACUGGGGCACCCAACUGCUCCCUCACCCUGCGUGGAGUCCAGGGGAACAUCCAUGGUCAGUUUGGGACGUCUCUGUCCCCCUGUCCAGACCUGAAUGGGGACGGGUUGCCGGAGCUGGCUGUAGGAGCCCCACUGGAGGACAGAGGACAUGGGAGUGUUUACAUCUUCCUGGGAUGCCCUUGGGGCGUCCAGGCCAAAUACAGUCAGAGGAUCCAGGGAGUGAGCGGGAGAGCGGGUAGAGGGCUGCAGUUCUUUGGGGUUUCGGUGCACUCUGCUGGGGAUCUGAACUCAGACGGACUGGCUGAUAUGGUGGUGGGAGCUAAAGGAGCCGCUUUCAUACUGAGGUCCCAGCCAGUAAUGCGUGUGUUGGUGUCUGUCACCAUGGACCCUCCCAUGAUCUCCCAGAACUACUUCCACUGUGCUGUCCCCAUGGCCCUGAACACUCCUGUAACCACAGCCAUUCUGUGUGUCACUGUCACUGGGGCCCACGUGGGAAACAUACAGGCUUCUCUCCAGGCAUCAGUGUCUGUGACAGUGGAUCUACUGGAGGAUCAGACCAGGACCAGGCCAGCCCGUCUGCUCUUCUACCCCAGAUCAACAUCCUCCAGCUGGGUUGAAACAGUUACAGGCACUGCCUGCCACAACUUCUCCCUCAGUAUCCCGGAGUGUAUAUCAGACUACCGUGAGGUGCCUCUGUCUGUUCAAAUGGCUGUGGAGGGCCUGGAGGUACCAGGGACAGGAGGACUGAAGUCAGUCCUGAGCCCAGACAACCCAACCUCUUUUGUACACAUGAUCUUGCUGGAGAAGGUUUGUGGCGAGGACCAUGUGUGUGUCUCUGACUUAUCAGUCAACGUCACCAGUCCAGAGGUGGUGUGUAGCGAAGGUUUCCCAGUAGAAGUAGAGGUAGAGGUGGCUAACAGUGGAGAGGAUUCCUCUGAGGCUGAGCUGACACUGGUCCACCCCUCCUCCAUACCCUUCGUUCCUACCAAACGGCCAUCAGGACCAGGCCAGGUGGCUGUUUGGUGUGUGUCCAACACCACAGGACUAGAAAACAUCACACACACAGUGUGUCCUCUCAGCUCUUCCGUCCUGAGACAGGGGGCACGGGUGACAGUGUUGAUGUCAUUCACAGUGUUUGAGCCAACUUGUUUGAGAGAAAGACUGGCUUUAAAUGUGUUUGUUACUAGUGAUAAUGAAGGACAGAGCACCCUUCAGGAUAACUAUGCAAGUGCCUCUGUCGAUGUCAAACUUCCAAUCAAUAUUGUUGUGAAAGGGGGAGACUCCUCCCAAUACGUAACUUUCCCAGACAACAAGCUUCUGGAGCACAUAUACAUGGUGGAGAAUUUUGGAGAUGUGGCAGCACCGGUCAAUGUAACAUUUGUGAUUCCAGUGGAGUUGGACUCUGGUUACCUGUGGAAUGUGUCUCUUCCUCAAACAGAUAACAGCAGAGGAAAGUGUGAGAGGAAGGAGGUAUUCUCUAAACAGGAAAAAAACACUCUGUUUUAUCAGCACUGUAGUGGGGUCAUCUGUCAUCUGGUUGGCUGCACCAUAGGACUGUCAUCCAACAAUCAGCCAACCAUCUUCAAGUUUGUUGGGAAUAUCAGUAGAAACUCAGAGGGUUCAGCGGUGCAGGUGGAGGUGGUCAGUUGGGGGUCGCUGUCCUUCGACCAGAGUGUCUACUCCCAGUACCCUGCCGUUGGUUCUCAGAGUGUGAAGAUUCUGUCCAUUCUGGAGACAACUCCUGAAUCCCACACUGCUCUCAUUGCUUCUAUCAGUGUUGUGUUUUCACUGUUGCUACUGAUGAUAAUCUCUGGGUUUCUCUACAAGAAGGGUUUUUUCAAGAGCAGAAGAAUUGCCUCUGGUGGUGUUGAUUAUAGUCCAGCUGUUCCUGGUCGGACUGCAGCCCCUGAUGAUGACCAUGGUCUGACCGCUGAUAUUACCUCACUGGGGGAGAACACCCUGUAGCCCAGUGGCGGUCAGUGCCGUUUAAGUUGAGGGGGGAAGAUUUUUUUCAUGCGCAUGGCCUUAUUUCUAUUACAGCAUAUUGGAUGACAGUCAUUCAUAUUCCAUUCACCCAGUCCAAUGUACCAUUGGAUAGGUUUAGGCUACUACAUGAUACUAGAAUUUCCCUGUACACAUCAUGAGGGUUCUACAACCUAGCCUAUGAAUGAAAGUUUACAACGUAGGUGCACACAGGUCAAGAGACACAUUUGAAGUGACAGACUGUGACACAUGGACAGACAGUGACACCUUACACACUCUUGCCUUCAUCUAGCUGAUACAAGGUGUAGUCAUUAGUCCAACAUUUGCAAACAAAAGUUUCUAAUGGACAAAUUCAAGUAUUUUUUUGUUCCGUUUUAGAAACGUGUUUCAACAGAAUCGGCAGAAUGAAUACACCCCUGAUCACGCGUAAACACAGUUCACUUUCAUAGCAGCCACGUUGUAUUCCUUCUCGCAUCCAUGCACUCUCCUCCUCUCACCUCUUCCCUUCACUUGUGGGCUCCAAUGCACAUCAACUUUAUGUGACCAGAUGAAAAUAGCUUUCCAAGCCAAACCGCUACACACAGCCUAUAGCUAAUAGAACUAACGUGUUAGUAAACCCGCUACAAUCAUGCAGUAACGUUAGUGUACAGUCAGUCAUUUUAAAAAAUUGAACCUUUUAUUUAACUAGGCAAGUCACUAAAGAACAAAUUCUUAUUUACAAUGACAGCCUACUUGUAAAGCCCCCCCGGCCAACUCCUCCCCUAACCCAAUCGCGGCCAAUACUCCCGAUACAGCCCGGGAUUGAACCUGGGUCUGUAGUGAUGCCUCUAGCACUGUAAUGCAGUGCCUUAGACCGCUGCGCCACUCGGGAGGCCAUAAGCCAUUACACCGGUGGGCCUUGGUGGCAAUAAAUUAGUAAUACCAUAAGCUUACCUUGACUUGGAAGAGUUCAGGUGUUGUGUUGGAAAGUCAUAGCCAGCUAACCUCUUAAGGAUCAGACCCUUUUUUUUUCAAUUUUCACCUAAAAUGACAUACCCAAAUCUAACUGCCUGUAGCUCAGAACCUGAAGCAAGGAUAUGCAUAUUUUUGAUACCAUUUGAAAGGAAACACUUUAAAAUUUGUGGAAAUGUGAAAUUAAUGUAAGAGAAUAUAACACAUUAUAUCUGCUAAAAGAUAAUACAAAGAAAAAAAACGUGUUUAAAUAUAUAUAUAAAAAAAUAUUUUUAAUCAUUUUUACACUGAUCCAAUGGACCAUUGCAUUACUGUUCAAAAUGUUGUAUCAAGUCUGCCCAAAUGUGCCUAAUUGGUUUAUUGAUACAUUUUCAAGUUCAUAACUGUGCACUCUCCUCAAACAACAGCAUGGUAUUAUUUCACUGUAACAGCUAUUGUAAAUUGGACAGUGCAGUUAGAUUAACAAUAAUUUAAGCUUUCUACCCAUAUAAAACAUGUCUAUGUCCUGGGAAAGGUUCUUGUUACUUACAAUGUCAUGCUAAUCACAUUAGCUCAUGUUAGCUCAACUGGCACGGGGGGCGAUCCUGUAGAGGCCCUAGCUAACAUAGCAUCCCUCUGUUUGAGCAGGGUGUUUCAGUAGGCUAAACUAGCUAGCUGCAUUUGCUAGCUAAGUAAGUGAAACUGAAAGUGAAUUUUAUUUAUUUAUUUUUUAGCCCUUUUUCGUGGUAUCCAAUUGUUUAGUAGCUACUAUCUUGUCUCAUCGCUACAACUCCCGUACGGGCUCGGGAGAGACGAAGGUUGAAAGUCAUGCGUAUUCCGAUACACAACCCAACCAAGCCGCAAUGCUUCUUAACACAGCGCCAUCCAACCCGGAAGCCAGCCGCACCAAUGUGUCGGAGGAAACACCGUGCACCUGGCAACCUUGGUUAGCACGCACUGCGCCCAGCCCGCCACGGGAGUCGCUGGUGCGCGAUGAGACAAGGAUUUCCCUACAUGGGUUCGAGCCUGGGCGCAAACCCAGAGUCUCUGGUGGCACAGCUGGCGCUGCAGUACAGCGCCCUGCGCCACCCGGGAGGCCCGAAAGUGAAUUUUGGGGGGGGGGAAAUCUCUUUUUCUCUUUUGCUUCUCCUUCAUUUUGGAAGAUAUACAUUUGUUAAAAUCUGGUAAACUAUUGUCUUUCUUUCUCUUUGAGUCAACUACUCACCACAUUUUAUGCACUGCAGUGCUAGCUAGCUGUAGCUUAUGCUUUCAGUACUAUAUUAAUUAUCGGAUCCUUUGAUUGGGUGGAUAACAUGUCAGUUCAUGCUGCAAGAGCUCUGGCAGGCUGCUGGACGUCCUCUGGAAGUUUUCAUAAUUACUGGAAGGGGUUGAGAACCAUGAGCCUCUUAGGUUUUGUAUUGAAGUCAAUGUACCCAGAGUAAGACGGAAGCUAGCUGUCCUCCGGCUACACCAUGGUUCUACCCUAUAGAGUGCUGUUCUGGUUACUGUAGACCUUCUUUAAUCAAUUAUUUGGUGAUGUGGUUAUAUUUAGUAUAGUUUUAUCUAAAGGAUACAUUUUAAAAUAUUUUAUCAAAUUCACUGAGGAGGAUGGUCCUCCCCUUCCUCCUAUGAGGAGCCUCCACUGCUUUAGCUGUAUUCUGGGCUGACCCACCCAGCCACCUUAGCCUUUCUGAUACCUCUGUCAUUAUGAUUCUCUCCCGAAGUGUGCACUCACACUCAUACAUCUCGAAGUGUGCACUCAUAUUUAAAAGGAAUGGAUUGGUAUGAGGAAUAUGGUGGAAACCUGUUUUUUGCAUGUUAUUUUGGCAUUAAUAUGUGUCACAGAUCAGUUUGCAAACAAUGUCAAAUAAAAAUAAUAUUGAGUUAAUAAAGCUGCAUACAAACGGUC